Molecule: messenger RNA, 678 nt
Organism: Fragaria vesca subsp. vesca
Lineage: Eukaryota; Viridiplantae; Streptophyta; Magnoliopsida; Rosales; Rosaceae
Product: ethylene-responsive transcription factor ERF034-like
Exons: 1
Coding region: 1-678 (225 amino acids)
Biological process (GO): regulation of DNA-templated transcription
Molecular function (GO): DNA-binding transcription factor activity; DNA binding
Source: RefSeq, a predicted model, not a curated record
AUGGAAGAAGAGCAAUCAACCACCUCCUCCUCUUCUUCUGGUUCAACUACCUCUGCAGAAUGUGAAGCAGGGAAGAAGUGUAAGGGAGCGAAGAAGAAGCGAGUGAUCGAAAACGGGAGCGGGAAAGGAGCAAAGAGUGAUGGGAGUGAAGAAGGUAGUCAGCAGCAUCCAAUGUAUAGAGGAGUUCGAAGGCGUCAAUGGGGAAAAUGGGUAUCAGAAAUCAGGGAGCCGAGAAAGAAGUCGAGAAUAUGGCUGGGAACAUUUGAGACACCGGAAAUGGCAGCUCGAGCUCACGACGUGGCGGCUCUGACGAUCAAAGGCAGCUCAGCCUACUUAAACUUCCCUGAGCUAGCACAGGAGCUUCCUCGCCCAGCUAGCUCAUCGCCGAAGGACAUUCAAGCUGCGGCAGCUAAAGCAGCUGCUCUUAGCUACCCUAACUGCAGGAAUAGCCAUGAAACUCAUGAACCGGAAGAAGCACGGCCGUGUCGAGAUUCAUCAUCAACUUCACCACUAUCAGAUGAACAUAACGAUGACACAUUCUAUGACCUUCCUGAUCUGCUAAUAGAUGUUGGACAGUAUCACGGUGAUCAUGAGUACUACUUUCCGGUGGCGGCGACGUGGCAGCUGGAUCCGAUGGAUACCAUUCUCAGAAUGGAAGAGUCUUUCUUAUGGGACUAA